Messenger RNA from Coregonus clupeaformis (lake whitefish), 3395 nucleotides. Its product is annotated as flotillin-2a-like. Gene Ontology annotation, cellular component: plasma membrane. Lineage: Eukaryota; Metazoa; Chordata; Actinopteri; Salmoniformes; Salmonidae. The record is from RefSeq and is a predicted model, not a curated record. Gene Ontology annotation, biological process: regulation of myoblast differentiation; protein localization to plasma membrane.
GAAUCCCCUCAGUGACGAUAAAAAAAACAGUAUAAUAAAACCGGGGUUACGCAAAUAGAUUUGUAGGCCCGGCAUGCACCUCUAACGUUUGUUUGUGGACCGCCAUAAUACCAUAGAAGAAGAAGACUUGUAUGAGACAUACGCACUUGGUUUGGGAUAAGCGUUUUGAAAUAACAUGGGUAAUUGCCACACUGUUGGACCAAAUGAGGCCCUUGUGGUUUCAGGUGGUUGCUGUGGCUCCGAUGGGAAGACCUAUGUGGUGGGAGGCUGGUCAUGGGCCUGGUGGCUCAUCACAGACAUCCAGAGGAUAACCCUUGAGAUUAUGACCCUGCAGCCCAAGUGUGAGGAUGUAGAGACAGCGGAGGGUGUAGCUAUUACUGUCACUGGGGUGGCACAGGUGAAGGUGAUGGUAGACAAUGAGCUGCUGGGCUAUGCCUGUGAACAGUUCCUGGGGAAAUCUGUGAUCGAGAUUAAGAGUGUCAUUCUGCAGACCCUGGAGGGUCAUCUACGUUCUAUCCUUGGUACUCUGACGGUAGAGCAGAUCUACCAGGACAGAGACCGGUUUGCUGCUCUGGUGCGUGAGGUGGCAGCGCCCGAUGUGGGCCGCAUGGGCAUCGAGAUCCUCAGCUUCACCAUCAAGGAUGUGUAUGAUAAAGUGGAGUACCUGAGUUCCCUGGGGAAGAGUCAGACCGCUGCAGUACAGAGAGAUGCAGACAUCGGAGUUGCCGAGGCAGAGAGAGACGCGGGAAUCAGGGAAGCAGAAUGUAAGAAAGAGAUGAUGGAUGUCAAGUUCCAAGCAGACACCAAGAUGGCCGAUUCGAAACGAGGGUUGGAGAUGCAGAAGGCUGCUUUCAAUCAAGAAGUCAACACGAAGAAAGCAGAGGCCCAGCUGGCCUACGAGCUGCAGGCUGCCAAGGAGCAGCAGAAGAUCCGUCUGGAGGAGAUAGAGAUCGAGGUGGUUCAGAGGAAGAAGCAGAUCACCAUUGAGGAGAAGGAGAUUGACCGCACGGAAAAGGAGCUCAUCGCCACGGUCAAGAGGCCGGCUGAAGCUGAGGCCUACAAGAUGCAGCAGCUGGCCGAGGGACAGAAAAUGAAGAAGGUGCUGACGGCCCAGGCGGAGGCAGAGAAGAUCCGUCGUAUCGGUGAGGCAGAGGCUGGUUCCAUAGAGGCUAUAGGGAAGGCUGAGGCUGAGAAGAUGAGGCUGAAGGCUGAGGCCUACCAGCAUUAUGGAGAGGCUGCCAAGACUGCUCUGGUCCUGGAGGCCCUGCCUAAGAUCGCUGCCAAGGUGGCGGCACUGGCCCGGACCAAUGAGAUCGUCAUCCUGAGCGGGGACGGUGGCCGUGUGACCGGCGAGGUGAACCGCCUAUUGGCUGAGCUCCCUGUGUCCGUCAACGCACUCACAGGGGUGGACCUGAUGAAGAUCCCUUUGCUUCAAAAGAUGAUCAACCCUCAAGCAUGAAAACAAUCCUGUACACCUUAACUCAAUACAUUUCUUUAUGCACUCUUUAAAUCAACUGCCUUCACCUAGAAACUCUAGAAAACAAGUAGUUUCUUUUUUCUUUUCUUUUUACUACAAAAGAGUCAAGCUGUUUUCAUUUUCCUAAACCCCUGGUGCCUUAGCUCUAUAGGGCCAGAUCAGCUGUAUGUACUACUGCUUUUUUGUUGUACUUUUUUUUUUUUUAAAGUAGUUACCCCAUUCUGUUGUACUAACACUUGUCUACAUUGUAGAAAAGGGACAUUCAUCAUGAUUGUUCAGUGCAGGCCUUGUUCUGGUCUGAAAUGUUUGCCAGGUCUUCACCUUGUCUUCAUUGUUAUUAUUUUGUUUGUUGUGUUACAUAGUGCUUUGGAUGUGCCCAUGGUUUUGUAUAGUUACUGAAAGUAUUUCAGAUAUUUUGUCUCAAAUUGAACUUUUUUCAUUCUAAUGUGUAGUCUGUGCCUGUUUACGAUCCAAGUGGCCAAACCUCAGGAAAAGUAAUGGUUUGGCAAUUCUAUAGUGUAGUGAUACUAUGGUGAACCUCCAUCCACCAUCUCAAUGAGAGCUGUGGAAAUAUUGUCCUAUCCCAUCCUCAUGUCAUCUGCCUUGAGAGCAGAAACAUUGGCAUUCUAUCUUAUUCUUCACUAGAAUCUUUCAUUUCAUUCUUCAUCUUAGGAAUGGUGUGCAUUUUUAGGUAGACAAGACAUACAAGACAAAGAAAACAUAGACAUUAACACAUGUACAUGGAUCUACAAGUCUGUAUGAAGCCAUAUACUGUCAACGUUAGCCUUAAUAUAGAGACCCAGGAGUCCUGCUAGCUUUCCUGAUCAUCUGGAUUACCUCAAUCAAUCUAAGCUUUAAUACUUGUUCUUUCCAACUAUUGAGACAUCAUAUGACGUGAUAUGCAUUUCAGUCUCUUAGGUUAGCCAAUGUUGUGUUAUAUCAUCUUAUGGUUACAUUCUGUUAAGUUACAUAUUAGUUUAUAAAGGAUUUAUCUCUACAGUUUACCAGACUCUUUACUUUCAGGAUUGUACAGGGUGGUGCUUACUUUUUUUCUAGGAAUGCAAUGCUGCCACGACCUGUUGACCAUCCAAUAAUCUAUCCGUUUUCUCCACAUUCCUUACCCAAUGUGCUUUAAACACAAGAAUACAUUUCAGUUUGUUUCGCCACACAUUUGAGUUGGACUGUCUUGUUGUGGAGUUCAUUUUAGGUUGGCUUCAUUUUAUGAAAAUACAUUUUAGCGUUUUAGGGGAAAUCUAACCACUUUCUGAACCAGUGACCUCAAGCAUGGCAUAAUAUUUUCAAAUAUGGAUUUUUUUUACAGUAACGUUAACCCACUGCCAACGGUGGUAUAUCUCUGGUCUGGGGGAGAAAUGUCAUUAUCUAAUUCCUACUGAUCACCAAAAUAAUACUUUAUUUGUUUUAUUAUAAUCUCCUCUUGUAAGAUUUACAUAGUAGACCAGACCGUAAAAUGUGAGUGAUAAACGGUGUGAUACAGUACUGUAAAUGUAGAAAGGAACCUGUAUUCUGUUUCAUGAAAUGGCUGGUUUGAAUUGUAUAAGGUCGGAAAUGUUGAAGUGUACUAUCUGGACAUACUGAUGUCUUUCCCUGGUCAAAUUGUGUUUUUGUUCAGCUGAAAAACACACAUUAUAUGUAAUUUUUUGGAACAUAAUUUGUGUGUCAACGCUCUUUCAAGAAUGUUGCAUGUAUUACUAUGAAUGAUGGUGUAAUUUCAGCAAGGUAGAAGCAGUUUUCAGAUCAGAAAAUCUACCUUUCGGAUCUAGAAUGUAGUUGGAAGACCAAACAUUGUAUGCCUUUAACAUGUAUCUUUAUCUAUAGAGUAUCUAUAAUGAAACAUUUUAAAUUGAUCACCCAUUAUUGAAAUGUAUCUAUUCAGACUCAAUAAAUGUGUUUGUGUGAA